Molecule: messenger RNA, 1643 nt
Organism: Fundulus heteroclitus (mummichog)
Lineage: Eukaryota; Metazoa; Chordata; Actinopteri; Cyprinodontiformes; Fundulidae
Product: poliovirus receptor
Exons: 7
Coding region: 80-1207 (375 amino acids)
Molecular function (GO): cell-cell adhesion mediator activity
Source: RefSeq, a predicted model, not a curated record
CACACCUGUCUGGUUUUAGCGCAGCUCCACACCAGCAGAUGGGACAGGAAAUAUGAAGACGAGCUGAAGCAGCGCAGAAAUGCCAAUCGCUGUCAUAAUCAUCUGGCUUUUAAUGAACACCUUCCUUCAGACAGGUCAGCUGGCUGUGGUAGAAACAGAGGAGACUGUGUGGGCAGCAGUGGGAGGCCAAGCCUCUCUAAGCUGCCAGCUCUCUGGAGAUGAAGAAGUCCUCCAGAUCACCUGGCAGGAAGUCCUCCCUGGUGGAGAGAUGUCCCUCGCCACCUACACCAAGAAAUUUGGUCCCAAAGUGAGACCUGGUCUGGAGAAGAAGAUGGAUUUUCAGUAUAAAGAUCUGCAGAGCUGCUCCAUGGUGAUCAGGAAGGUGACGGAGCAGGAUGAAGGCUGCUAUCAGUGUUUGUUUAAAACCUAUUCUCUAGGAGUCCUGAUAGGCAGGAUCUGCCUCAGACUCUCUGAGCUGCAUGGACCCGUCCUUGAUGUCAGCAGAUCAAGCUCUCCUGCAGGGUCAGUUGUGUCCUGUUCAGCCACAGGUCGACCUGCUCCCACUGUAACACUGACUGCUCCACAGCAGAACCUCAGCUUGUCCCUCUACAACACCACCAGGGUGAGCAACAGCAACGGUACCGUCACCGUCACCACCACAGCUCUGCUGUCAGCUUCCAGCAGCACACAGGUUGGAUGUUCAGUGUCAGUUCUCUCUGCUGCUCCCAGAGAGCUGCUGCUCACCGUUCCUGGACCCUCAGAGAGAUCUGAUCAUGGUCUGGAUGUAGAAUCUGGUUCAACUUACAGAGCUGUUGCACGGUGUUUGAUUGGACUGGUGGUGAUGUUCUGUGUUGUUGCUGCUGCUUUCAUCUGUGUACCGGUCAGGAAAAAGGCUGAGAACAGGAAACCCAGAAGAUUGGAUGAAGUCAAGGACUUGCAGCAAUCACUUCUUGUGGAUAAGCUUGUUGUGACAUCGGACAGUUGCUUGGACAGUGGCAGUGAUUUUGCAGCAAUCCCUCAUACCAAGCAUGUAUUCAGCAACAAUGGAGAGGAAAACUCUCUUUUAACAAGAAGAAACCUUCAGCAGAAAACACGCAUGGGGUAUGAAAAUGCAAUGGACCAAACUCAAGUUAAGAAAGGCGGGACAGAGAGACUCGCAGGAACGACUGGUUUAAUAAGUGAUGUGAUUAUUAUUAGAGAAGAGUGAUCAAUAACCUUUUUGACAAAUGUCUCUUAAUGGAGUCAGCUAACCAUCACAGCGGCUGAUUGGUGAUGGACUCCCAAGAUGGUGAACGAAUAGACAGACGACGAUAUAACGUCACAUCUGCCGUUAGCGACUCAGGUUAAACAGCAAAAACAACAUUAGCUGUGUUGAUUUUGUUUUAGAAACCCCUAUAAGUCCCACAAGAACCAAUAAUGAAAAAAUAUUAACAUGUUCCAGGCUGUUUCUGUGUGGAGUGUUGCAUAAAAUUAGAAGGAUUUGCUCCCAUAAAUCAGUGUCUAGCCAGAAAACAUGAAUGCUGUUUUAUCAUAAACAUGUUUAACCCCCCAGUUCAGUUUAAACUGAUACUAAAUAAUUUGAUAUUUCAAGUUUUUGAUUUGCUCAUGCAAACUGCCAUCAGAUUUAUUAAAAAAAUGUAUCA